UUCAGCAUGUCGCACCCGAUCGACGGGACUUCCGAUCUCGAGGUGUUCGCGUAGUACGCAGAGAGACACGGUGCGUGUCGGAGCGGCCAGGUUAUCUUCCUUGUUCCCCGAGCGAAAAAAAAAACGAUUUCCGUCAGUGUACAAUGGCGCGGGAAUCUCGCGUUCUGGAAUCGAUGUGUGCACGGCGUAGGUGAUGAUCGGUGCUCCCGUCGCGUACAUGUGGCAUGGUGUUUAUAGUGAUACAGGAAGACUCGAAUACCCCGCUGGAUCGACCAGCCCCGACGGUUUUCGGAUACGAGCCGUGUAGCGAGCCGCCAUGAGGCGCAUUAGCGUUGGCGGCAUGAACCGGCCGUCCAAAGCAGUAACCCAGGCGAAGAAGGUUGCACCGCCGGCUGUACCAGACGUGUUCCGGCACUCCGGCUCCUCUUUUGGCUCCGCUGGAUAUGCAAGCAGCGAAGACAGCUGCUUCCUGCCCGGGAACGGAUCUGGCGGGACCACUGACGAUGGUUCGUACGGGAUGCCGUCCGGAAAGAGCCCCGGACCGAUCUUCACCCACCCUGGAUUCGCUUUUCCGCCGGUCGUCGGGAAAUACGCUCAUGCUGAGGAUCAAGGAAUCGACAUGACACAGAGUCCCGGUAGAGACAGUCCAGGCAGUUCAGGAUCAGGUUCUGGUUCCAGGCAUUCCACCGCUUCAUUAGACUCUGGCAGAGCCUCUGGAUAUCAUCUGGGUCCUAGAGGACCUGGUGCUCUUGCCUCGUCACCGAGAUGUUCUAUAAGUUCGCUUGGCAGUCAUCCUGACAGACCGGCUGAUCUAGACGUCGUUCAUGUUUGGUUGACCGAGCUUCAAUUCGAGGAAUACUUUCCUUUGUUUGCUUCAGCUGGCUAUGAUCUUGCUACUAUCACACGUAUGACGCCGGAGGAUUUAACAGCCAUAGGAAUUAAAAAGCCCAAUCACAGAAAACGGUUGAAGGCAGAAAUAGACAAUUUAAACAUCGGAGAUGGCUUGCCAGAGCACAUUCCUGGUUCUUUGGAGGAGUGGCUCAGGCUUCUACGACUCGAGGAAUAUCUUGGUGCUCUUCAUCAACAGGGUAUGCGUUCAGUCGAGGAUGUGACGAUUCUCACCUGGGAGGACCUCGAGGACAUUGGUAUUGUCCGACUGGGCCACCAGAAGAAGUUAUUGUUGGCCAUUAAGAGAGUCAAAGAUAUUCGUGCCGGUAAACGCAUACAGCCGCUCGAUCUUGCCCGGUUACCGCCACAUCCUGGACAGACACAGGACGUAGUUAUUCAACGGGGAGGUCCUGACCUGCCAUCACCGGAUGAAGAUUGCUCGUCACCGGUCUUGAGGUCUUUCCAGCGAGGAGGAAGUGACACAACGUCUGGUACUGCAUGGAGAAGUAUGUACGCAGCUUUGCCAACCGAUUAUAAUAUGGUUGGACGAACCGGUUCGCGAGGAAAGUCCUUGGAAAGCUUAGAGGAUGCACCCCUCGGGUAUCCUCCGUCGCCAGCGCCAUCUGCGCAUCCACAGCCAAUCGAAUGGCGUCCACGUAGUUUCGAGGAUGGUGAUCUUACUCCUACAAACGACACUUCGAUCGUCGAAGCUGGUGGUGGAACGCUUCCACGUCCAAGACAUUGCCUUGUUCGUCCACGACCCAUAGCCAAGGUCACUGCAACACCGGGACAGUUCAAGUCGUUGCCAAGAGACUUCGACAACAAGUAUCAACUAACAUACGGACUCGAGAGUAGCCCACAUCUUCCGAAACGUUGUCCCCCGUCCCCCCCAAGACGUCAAAGUUCCAGAGAAAAUAGCUCCUCCGUCGUCGGGGGAUCGGGUGUUGGCGACGUUGUGAUUGACUGCAGCGGACCAGUACCAACUGCUUCGUGCGAGGAUCAUCAUAUGCAUCAUCAUCAGCAUCAUCACUUGCUACAUCAUCCAUCACCCCCGCCACCAGCGCCUGCAGCAGCACCGUCGACCCCGCCGCAAAUGAAUCGACCGCCUUCUUCCAUGUCACGUUCUUGGGGAAGUGUCAGUGCUAAUGUGAACGAGGAACAUGAAUUAAUUGCUUCGUUGGCUUUGCAACACCGUAAUGGCUCUGACGCCAGCUUUAAGUCAAGCUCCAGUACAGAAUCCGAUUCACUUCCGUUCGCAAAUGAAAAUGCUGGAACAAUAAAACAGAGAUCUGCUCGCGCCCAGGAGUACGCAAGUAAUAAUUCUAGCAACAAUAUUCAGAGUCACAUAAUAAGCCAUCAUUCCAGCAGCACCGAACCAGCCGAUGUGUUGAACGAUAUCGGCAAUAUGCUUGCUAACCUCACCGACGAACUCGAUGCCAUGCUCGAAGAAGAAAAACGUCAGGGCCUGAAUUCGUAAUCAUCAUUGUCUUCGUUCUAUUCGCCGUUGUCUUCUUUUGAUUACGUUAAUCAACGUUACUACGAAGGACAUAGCUUCUAGCUGCAAGACGCAGUUAAUAGAAACAUAGAUUUCUCCACCAGUAUGGCGCAUACAAGUA
This is a messenger RNA of Dufourea novaeangliae, 2504 nucleotides long. It is a transcript of the gene ckn, whose product is annotated as caskin-1. Gene Ontology annotation, molecular function: signaling adaptor activity; protein phosphatase binding. The transcript has 7 exons. Gene Ontology annotation, cellular component: focal adhesion; axon. The record is from RefSeq and is a predicted model, not a curated record. Gene Ontology annotation, biological process: axonogenesis; cell surface receptor protein tyrosine phosphatase signaling pathway. The coding region runs from base 317 to 2365 and encodes 682 amino acids. Lineage: Eukaryota; Metazoa; Arthropoda; Insecta; Hymenoptera; Halictidae.